AUGUCCGCCUCCGCCCUGCUGAAAGCCCGUGUUCGGCGACCCUCAUACCUCAAAAAGUUGGCCAAAGCUGAGGACCUCAUCGACCUCUUCCCCAAUGGCACCUAUAUCGGCUGGUCCGGGUUCACGGGGGUUGGGUAUCCUAAGAUGGUCCCCACUGCUCUGGCUGAUCACGUCGAGAAAAACAACCUCCAGGGCAAACUGAAGUACUCACUCUUCGUGGGUGCUUCCUCCGGGGCCGAAACUGAGAACCGUUGGGCCCGAUUGAACAUGAUUGAACGUCGAAGCCCUCAUCAGGUCGGGAAGGAGAUCGCCAAGGGUAUCAAUAACGGGCAGAUCAAGUUCUUUGAUAAGCAUCUGAGCAUGUUUCCGGCCGAUCUUACCUACGGCUGGUAUACGAUGAACAAGCCCAACAACAAACUGGAUGUUGCGGUUAUCGAGGCCUCCGCCAUCACUGAAGACGGAGGAAUCAUUCCUGGAGCUUCGGUUGGCGCAUCCCCCGAAUUAAUACAGAUGGCAGAUAAAGUCAUCAUUGAAGUCAACACAGCCAGUCCGUCCUUUGAAGGGUUACACGAUAUCACCAUGUCUGACCUUCCUCCCCACCGGAAGCCUUAUCUGAUCAUGCGGCCUGAAGAUCGCAUUGGAACUCCACACAUCCCGAUCGACCCGGAGAAGGUGGUCGCCAUUGUCGAAUCCGACUACCCCGAUCAGACACUGCCCAAUGCCCCUGAGGAUGCCAACUCGCAAGCCAUUGCGUCGAAUCUGAUCGAAUUCCUGAAGCAUGAAGUGAACAUGGGCCGUCUCCCACCAAACCUUCUGCCAAUCCAGUCUGGCAUUGGCAACAUUGCCAACGCGGUCAUUGGCGGUCUCAGCAAGGGCGGCGCCGACUUCACCAACCUGAAGGUGUGGACCGAAGUGCUCCAGGAUUCUUUCCUGGAUCUCUUCGACAGUGGCAACUUGGACUUUGCUACCGCUACCUCGAUCCGUUUCUCCCCCGACGGCUUCAAGCGCUUCUAUGACAACUGGGAGCGCUACGCUGGAAAGCUGCUGCUCCGGUCCCAGCAGGUAUCCAACUCUCCGGAGAUCAUUCGCCGACUGGGCUGCAUUGGCAUGAACACCCCUGUGGAGGUGGAUAUCUAUGCCCACGCUAACAGCACCUGCGUCAUGGGAUCCCGGAUGCUCAACGGAUUGGGCGGAUCCGCCGACUUCCUCCGCAACUCCAAGUACAGUAUCAUGCACACUCCUAGUGCCCGUCCCACCAAGACAGAUCCCACUGGUAUCACCUGCAUUGUUCCUUUCUGCACCCACAUUGACCAAACUGAGCACGAUUUGGAUGUGGUCGUGACUGAACAGGGUCUUGCCGAUGUCCGUGGUUUGUCUCCUCGCGAACGUGCUCGCGUCAUCAUUGACAAGUGCUCUCACCCCGACUACAAGCCAAUCCUCCAGGACUACUUUGACCGUGCUGAGUACGAGUGUCUGAAGAAGGGCAUGGGUCACGAGCCCCACCUGCUCUUCCAGGCUUUCAAGAUGCACCAGAACCUGGCCGAAAACGGAACCAUGAAGAUCAACGGCUGGGAUUAG
Messenger RNA from Aspergillus ochraceoroseus IBT 24754, 1578 nucleotides. RefSeq names its product acetyl-CoA hydrolase ACH1 (gene coaT). The record is from RefSeq and is a predicted model, not a curated record. Lineage: Eukaryota; Fungi; Ascomycota; Eurotiomycetes; Eurotiales; Aspergillaceae. Gene Ontology annotation, cellular component: mitochondrion. The coding region runs from base 1 to 1578 and encodes 525 amino acids. Gene Ontology annotation, biological process: acetate metabolic process. The transcript is spliced from 4 exons. Gene Ontology annotation, molecular function: acetyl-CoA hydrolase activity; acetate CoA-transferase activity.